Messenger RNA from Spirodela intermedia, 3104 nucleotides. The record is from the annotation of a GenBank genome assembly. NCBI's taxonomy places the organism in Eukaryota, Viridiplantae, Streptophyta, Magnoliopsida, Alismatales, Araceae.
AUGGUAAGCUCGGGAAAGGAGGGGGAUCGCGAGGUUGUUCCCGUCCCAGUCCCCCCGGCGAACGACGAGCACGGCAAGCUCCCUCCGGCGGAUUCUCCGGCGGAAGGUGGCGCGGAGGAGGAAGAUCCCAGCGACGAUGGCUUGAAGGUCGCCGGAGAGGUGUCGUGGGGGAGCGACGAGAUCUCCAGGGAAGAGGAUUCCGACGGCGGUACGCCGGCGUCGUGGAGUGGAGAGUCUGAUAGCUCCGGCGUGGAGAGCAUGAUUCACCCCGAGGAGAAGCUCCUCUGUCCUCCGGCGCACCUUCCCCAGCCGGAGAAGCCCCUGGGGAUCAGUACAAUCAUGUCCAGGAGUGGGGAGCUCUUCCGCCCCAUGGAGCGGUCUCUCUCCGAUGGCUCCGGCGGCGGAUCCGCCAUCGGGAAGUACCUCAGAAACAGGGGAAGCGUUCUCUCGGCAGCGCUCGCGAAGAGCAUCUCUUCUCUCAAGGAAUCCGACUCCGUCUCCGAGUUCCACCUCUCCGGUCUCAAGGUGACCGUCCGUCCCAAAGAAACGGAGGAGGACGCGCGGGACCCGAAGAUCGUCGGUCGGAUCAGCUUCUUCUCCCGAUCCAACUGCCGUGACUGCACGGCCGUCCGCUCCUUCUUCCGGGAGAAGGCGCUCCCCUUCGUGGAGAUCAACAUCGACGUGUUUCCGGCGAGGAAGAAGGAGCUGAUCGAGCGCACGGGGAGCGCCUCCGUGCCGCAGAUCUUCUUCAACGAGAAGCUCGUCGGAGGCCUGGUGGCUCUCAACUCUCUCCGCAACAGCGGAGAGUUCGACCGGAGGCUCAGGGACAUGGCCGGUUGGAAGUGCCCCGAGACCGCCCCUCGUGUGCCGCUCUACGGCUUCGACGACGCCGACGAAGAAGAAGAAGAGAAGGAUCGCCAAGACGCCAUGAUCGGCAUCGUUAAGGUCCUCCGCCACCGGCUUCCGAUCCAGGAUCGCUUGAGCAAGAUGAAGCUCGUCAAGAAUUGCUUCUCCGGCGGCGAUCUGGUGGAGACCGUCAUCAAUCACCUCGACUGCGGCCGGAAAAGGGUACGCCCCAGACGAACCCCACCACCAUCCCCCCCACCCCCUUACUUCUCUCUCUAAAUCUUCACCGCACGAUUCAAUCUCUCCCCUCCAAAGGGGAAAAUCCCAGCCCUUAAUCAACUUCCCGUAUUUUCCUUCUCUCGAUCCGAUCAUUCCUUAAUCGUGGAACGCAUGAUCCGGCGGUUUCCCCGUUCUUCCCACGAAUCAAGGCCGUACAUCAUUUAAGCGGGCCCCACAUCACCCGCCGGUUUUCACGCAUGGCCCUUUCGUAUCCCGAAACCUGGCCCACACUCGCCUAAUAUCGGCCCACUUUGAAUAUCCCUGGUCAUGCUCCUGGCCCACGAUCGUCAUCACGUGCCUCAGGAGGCUCGGCCCCUUCUAUUUUUGAGGUUGCACGUGUCGAAGGAGUCGUGGACACGGCACGGUCCCUUCGGCGACAUCAAUAGAGGCUACAACUUGUCGCUCUAGAAGUGAUGAACCGGUUCCCCUGUUCUGACGGAAACAGAGAAGAAGAUGUCUGAAAACAGUUGACUUUGUUAAAAUCUUCAACCCGGUUGCCGUGUUUUAUCUGUUAUCUGCGAGUCGGACUGUGACCGCGGUGACGACGGCCGCCGCCAAUUUCACACUCGCCAUCUUAUCGGUCCAAUGGUGGCUUUCUAUUUGGCUCUGGUAUGUACUGUUGUCGGUUCGGGUUUGACUUUCUGUUCUCCUGAUUUCAGGCGGUGGACAUCGGGAAGGAGCUCUGCCGGAAGCACUUCAUCCACCAUAUUUCCCGGUGAGUCCUCAUAAGCUCACUGGUACCUCCCCCUCUCUGUUCGAGGACGUUGACUUAACGAUGCUCCUUCGUUAUGAACAGUGAGAAGGAAUUUGAGGACGGGCACCACCUCUACCGGCUCCUGGAGCACGACCCCGUCAUACUUCGGUGCUUCAAUUUCAGGGCGUCAACGAGGGAUAGCGAGCCGAAGUCAGCGGUAGCCGUUGGGCGGCACCUCACCAAGCUCAUGUGGGCGAUACUGGAGGCCUACGCCUCCGACGACCGACGCUAUCUGGACUACGGCCGGAUCAGCGCUAGCGAAGAGUUCAGGAGGUAUUUCCCAUCUUCAUCUGUAUAAACUCUGAGUUGACUGGGGAUUUUUUUUUUCUCUGUGUUGACUGGGGGAAUGAUCUCAAAACAGAUACGUGAACCUGGUGGAAGAUCUCCAGCGCGUUGACCUCUCCGUGUUAUCCGUGGACGAGUCAAUGGCCUUCUUCCUGAACCUGUACAAUGCCAUGGUCAUCCACGCCGUCAUAAAGCUUGGGAGGCCAGAGGGGGUGAUCGACAGGAGGGCCUUCUUCGGGGACUUCUACUACAUGGUCGGCGGCUUUCCCUACUCCCUUACCGUCAUCAAGAACGGCAUCCUCAGGUCAAACAGGAGGCAACCUUACUCCCUAGUGAAGCCCUUCAAUGCCGAAGACAAGCGCCUUCAGGUGCCCCACUACUCCCUCCCUUCUCUCCUAUCGUUGACCGAGAGAGAAAAUGUCUUUUGAGAAGAUGACGAUCCGACUCUCCUCAUCAAACAAAUGUGUUUCCAGCUGAUGCUCCCGAAGGUCAACCCGCUGAUCCAUUUCGGGCUGUGCAACGGGACCCGCUCCAGCCCGACGGUCAGAUUCUUCUCCGGGCAAGGAACCGAGAUGGAGCUGAGGAACGCGGCCAGGGAGUUCUUCCAUCGCGGCGGCCUGGAGGUGGACUUGGACAAGAGGACUGUCCGCCUCACCAGGAUCGUCAAGUGGUAAGCUUUGACUUUUUUACCCGAAUCAAUCUCCUCCCUCCCUUCCUCCCUCCCUCCCCCGCCCCACCAACCCCAAGGAACCCGUCAGGACUCUUCCCUCUCAUGGCGGUCAACAGGUACAGCGCUGACUUUGGGGACGAGAAGGAGAUACUGAAGUGGGUCAUCUCCUACUUGGACUCUACCAAGGCCGGCCUUCUGACUCACCUCCAGAGGGACGGAGGCCCCGUUCAUAUACUCUACCAGGACUUUGAUUGGUCCUCGAAUUCCUGA